AUGUCAAAUAAUGAUAAUUUCGAAUAUAUUUUACAAAUUACUAAAUCGUUAACUAGUGAGUGUCGAGGGUCAAGACAAGAGACUGAUCGGAUAGAAACACUUAUAAAAAAAUUACCUAAAAAUGAAAUAAAAGGAAAAGAUAACAAUGAUCAAAACAAUAACAACACUAAUUCUAAAGAGUCUUGUAAUGAAGAUGAAACCGCUAUUCAAACAGAUGAUGAAAGUGAUAACAAAAAAGAUGAGAUGAUACAAGAAGAUGAGAUAGAUCGAUUAAUCAAGGAAAAUUACCGAUUGAUUUAUAAAGUUGAGAAUAUUGAGUAUAUUAAUAAAAAGAUUUGGAAAUUGAUCAGUCAUAUAAAUGAUAAUUUAGUACUUAUAAAGAAUUUUAUUAUUGAUGAAAAUUUACAACGAUCCAUUAAAAUAGAUAAUUUUAUAUUCUCCAGCAUUGAUUAUCCUAUAAAAGAAUUAAACGAAAAUAUGAUACGAUUAGAGAAUGAUAAUUUGAUUACCCAAGAUAAAAUUGAUAUAGUUGUCAACAAAUUGCAAGAAUGUAUGUCACAUAUUAAAAUAGAUAAAGUAAAUGAUACUGAAGAAUAUAUUAAUAUCCAAAACGAUUUAGAAACCUUACGAAAUAACUACGAUAUCAAUAUUUCUUGGUCAAGUUAG
This is a messenger RNA of Henningerozyma blattae CBS 6284, 666 nucleotides long. It is a transcript of the gene FAR3, whose product is annotated as Far3p. Lineage: Eukaryota; Fungi; Ascomycota; Saccharomycetes; Saccharomycetales; Saccharomycetaceae. The transcript has a single exon. The coding region runs from base 1 to 666 and encodes 221 amino acids. The record is from RefSeq and is a predicted model, not a curated record.